GACAAAAAUAAAAAUAGAAUUUCAGAGAAGAAACAUAAGAAUGAGUGGGAAUGCGGUGCUUCUGAUCCUCUUGAUAGUAACCAACCAAGGCUUGAAUGGGAGUUGUAGACCCUUGCACGGGCAAAGGCCAAGUGACAUAGGGGUCUCACAAAGAGGUCUUCUCCCGCCUUCUGGGCCAUCUAAUUGCACUUACAUACCCGACCGUGUUGACAAUAACGGUAACCCUUGUAAAAUUCAUAGGUGAUGCUUAUUUUUCAUGUUUUUUCUGUUCUGUCAAUUGUUCCCUUGUGCUUGCUGGGGAAAAAUAAAAUUCCAGCAAUUGCUGUAUAUAUUUUCUUAAAACUUUGAAAUAGACUGUUAAACAUAGUUUCUUUCUUUCUUUCUUUCUUUCUUUUUUGGUAAUUAGGAGACAGCUGUAAUCAACUCCAUUCUCCAAUGGUGCAAGUGUCAAAUCCCAAUCAUUUGUGAUGCAAUGAAAUUUUAAUGUUCGG
This is a messenger RNA of Rubroshorea leprosula, 491 nucleotides long. The record is from the annotation of a GenBank genome assembly. NCBI's taxonomy places the organism in Eukaryota, Viridiplantae, Streptophyta, Magnoliopsida, Malvales, Dipterocarpaceae.